AGCGAUAUUACCCAAAUCCGAAUGCGUUCAUCAAUGUUGUUGGUCUAAAGACUGCUGCUCCUGCUGCGGUAACCACUGCUGGUAAUGUUGCUGCCGCCACUGCCUCCACUAUUCUGAACUUCUCAUCUGAUCCCCUCUGCGAGCCGUUACUCACAUUGGAUGUGCUGUGCUAUUCACUGGGUGUCCAAAACGCAGUGAACUGCCCUGUAUCACGUCGUCUGAAUGUUAGCCGAAUGAAUGGACAAGGUCUCUCCCGAUAUAUUUUCUGGACACAUUCGUUCUGUCGUGGGCUGUGCUAAAAGAGACUGAAUAUUUUCCAGUGGCAGCAGCAGCAGCCCCGACAGCGUAACCAGUACACGCGGGCCACUGGCGGGGCUACCAUCAUCACUUUUGUUUGUUAAAGACCCAUUUAUCAACAAGAACUUUUGCUAGUGAAACGGGCAAACGGACACCUGGCUAGGAAGAAUACGCCACAAUUAAAUUGUAGAAUAUCUCUUUUUCUGUGUUAGCAUUAGCAGAUAAAUGAACUAUAGACAGGAUCUGCUCUGACUGAUCCGAUACAGCGGAGACGAACCCCCGUUUUUGCUCUAGCCUCUCAACCUGCCGAGAGAAAACGGCGACAGACCGAAAUGGCGAACAUAGCAAUGCAGCGUAUCCGGAGAGAGUUCAAGGAAGUGAUAAAGUCCGAAGAGCAAAAUGCAGCGCGCAUCAAGUUGGAACUUAAGGGGGACGACUUUCGGGAGCUUACCGGCUACAUUAUGGGACCGCCCGAUACGCCUUACGAGGGUGGCCAGUUCGACCUUCACAUUACAAUUCCUGAAACGUAUCCGUUUAACCCUCCCAUCGUUAAAUUCACAACAAGACUUUGGCAUCCGAAUAUCAGCUCACAAACAGGGGUGAUCUGUCUCGAUAUCCUGAAGGAUCAGUGGGCUGCAGCCAUGACGUUACGGACAGUACUUUUGUCACUACAGGCACUGUUAGCAGCAGCAGAGCCCGACGACCCUCAGGACGCCGUAGUAGCGACUCAAUAUAAGAAGAAUCAGCCAUUAUUCCGAGAAACUGCGCGCUUUUGGUCUCAAAUGUUUGCAUCCGCACCAGGCCCUGUAAACCUUGACUUUCAGAAAAAAAUCGACAAGUUUCUUGAAGUUGCGCCAGGGACUGAUAAGCAGACAGCAGUACAACAACUUAGUAACUUCGAUUGGAAUAUUGAUAAAGCCAUUGAGGACGUAUACAAGGGCGUAUGAAUGUUAAUAUGAAUAGAUUGAAUUACAUAUACAUAAAUAUAUACAAAGUAAUGAUUAUAAAGGCAAGGAUAUUCCCCUGUUAAGAAAAAGCCACAAAGAGAGAAAGCGAGAGAAAGGAACGGAGAAUGAAAUGGAACUACUUCCUUACAGUAGAACAUGAGAUGCUCUUACAAUUAGUAAGGAAGCUUUGUAGCGAAAUUAAGGGAGAAGGGUAAGGUAAGCUGAGAUUACACAGGGAAUGUAGAAUGGUUGUUGCCUCGGCCUGCUAAUGGACGGAUCGUCAUUGAUCAUUAUCAUUAUUAUUAUGCAUGCAUUGACAAUGUCGAGCGUUAAGUGUGAUAGUAAUAUAUCCGAACCAGUUAAAACGACCGGGUGGUUAUCGCUGUGCAUCAACAUCAAUAAACCACUAAAGUUUCUUUUCACACCCACGCAAAAUGGGUACAUCUAGCGUUGAUUGUAUUAAAAACCUUCUCUUGCAUCAAUUUUAUUUUUUUGACAGUAUGGCAAGUAUGGAAGAUAAGCGCCUUUUAAGUAACGGCUAUGCUCGAAAUCAACGGCGACAAUUUCCAUAAUAUGUAGUAAGUACUAAUGAAAAUAUUAGAAAUAAAUGAUUAACCCGGUUUUAAAACAGAGUGGUUGUGUUGAAGUGUCAAACAGGAAUGCACGUUGUAUUUCGCUGCUACGGGUAGCAAAAAAGUUUCUUGAGACGGAUUGAACAUUUUUUGUACUCCCUUACCGCCUGCAGUACGCCGGCGUACAACCGAGAACCGUUUUUUUUAAAUAAAUGUUCUAUACCUU
This is a messenger RNA of Varroa destructor (honeybee mite), 2042 nucleotides long. RefSeq names its product ubiquitin conjugating enzyme 4 (gene Ubc4). NCBI's taxonomy places the organism in Eukaryota, Metazoa, Arthropoda, Arachnida, Mesostigmata, Varroidae. The record is from RefSeq and is a predicted model, not a curated record.